This is a messenger RNA of Eimeria acervulina, 978 nucleotides long. RefSeq lists its product as hypothetical. Bases 1 to 978 code for a protein of 325 amino acids. The transcript has a single exon. The record is from RefSeq and is a predicted model, not a curated record. NCBI's taxonomy places the organism in Eukaryota, Apicomplexa, Conoidasida, Eucoccidiorida, Eimeriidae.
AUGACUCGCCACUUCAGGCGACAGCAGAGAGGCGCUAAUAGACCUUCGUUGGUCGCACUCUUUCUUCCUCUCUGUUUGUUCUUCUUUGCCUCUUCAUUUUCAAUUUUCUCCAUCGUCGUGGCAGCAGCCAUCCCAACCCAGCAGCAGCAACAGCAGCAACAGGGCGCUGUUCUUCCAACUCCCCCCACCUAUUCGUAUCUGCCGGAAAAUGUAGAAGAAAACACCCAGACAAGGAAAAGCAUUUUGUCUAGAAGCCGGAGUGUGAGAGCACCUCAAUCACCUCCGGAUAGCUCCUUGUGCAACGCGUUGCAAACAGCCGAGGAAGCGGCAGAGGGACAGGUAGACCAUGCAGAAGAAGGUGAAUUGUUUGUAAAGGGCGAUGAAACCCUCAUAGAACUGCAGCGCAACACAGCAGCAGCCUCAUACGGAGACGGAGAGGAGUCUGUCUCGCUUCCUUCUAAUGGGGGCGCAAAAGAAUUACGCCCUUCGCUUACAAACAAGUCUUCAAACUUCCUUCAGCAUGCUGAGGGAAGUAUUUCUGCUAUCGAAGCGCUCCCCUUCCCUCCCGCGGCUACUUCUGGUGUGCAUACACCUGAUAUUGACUCACUCGCACCUGCGCCAGCCAUACACCGGCAACUGCAGGGCUUUGACCCCUCUCAGCUGGGCCCGGCAGCGCAGUACGCGCAGUACCUGACAACCUUUUUGCCAGGCCAGCAGCAGCAGCAGCAGUUGCAGCAACUGCAGCAACUGCUCGCUGCGAGUGGGCGCGGGGGCCUCACCCCUGCCGCUGUCAAGCAGCUGCAACGGCUACAACGACGCGCCCAGGCAGCAGCAUAUGCAAACUCAGUUACAUCGCAUCCUCUGCUGCAGGGGUUGCUGAGGACAGCUCUCACAACAGUAACGGAAACAUUGCAGAGUGUCUCUCUAGCAGAUGUCGUGCAAAGUGCUGUGCCCCUGCCCCCUCCCUUAGCUAGAUAG